Molecule: messenger RNA, 2267 nt
Organism: Aspergillus aculeatus ATCC 16872
Lineage: Eukaryota; Fungi; Ascomycota; Eurotiomycetes; Eurotiales; Aspergillaceae
Product: ELMO/CED-12 family protein
Exons: 3
Coding region: 96-2192 (698 amino acids)
Biological process (GO): cell motility; actin filament organization
Cellular component (GO): plasma membrane
Source: RefSeq, a predicted model, not a curated record
CGACCGAACGUCUCGAAUAAACAUACUGCUUAGUUCGAGCAUCAAUCAGGCUUUGAUCAAAUCCAGAGACUAAAACACCACACAAAACAGUCUCAAUGGAGAAUAGCAUAUCGGAACUUGUGGAGAGGUUAGGGAGCGAUGAAGAUGGAGUACGCAAAAUGGCAGUUUUCAAGCUGCAGAGCAGCAUUGGCGACCCUUCUUUCGCCGAUAUAUUCAUUGCGGAAGGCGGACUUGUCAGGCUACGCUAUCUGAUCUUACAUGCAACUGGUAACACAUUGGCAUAUAGCCUGACAAGCUUCGCAAGACUACUAGAAGUCGAUAAGGGCUGGGAUUUCGUAGACCAGGAAGUGGUCGAAAGAGUUGUUGAGCUCAUUGUGACACACCCCCUUGUCAAUAUCUUAAGGGGCGCUAUGUCUAUACUGGUGUCCAUAGUGUCACACCCGCACGCAGGCGAUGAUAUUAUGCAGACUGGAAGCUUCGGAUCUCGCGCGCUAAAGCCUGCAAUUGCCAUCUAUCCGCAGUUCCUGGAGAUGCUUGUCAGCAGACUAUCCUCCGCAGACCAUGCGCUUUGCGCCAAUGCAUUGCAACUGAUUAAUUCACUCAUGCGUGACUCCGUCACAAACGAUACAGAUUUAGAAUGGCCAAAAUUCAUUCAAAGGCUACAGGACAUGGGAGUCAUACGGGCAGUAUACUCCCUGAUGCAAGGAAGUGCCAUGCAGGACCACAUACAUCCACUGAUCGAGUUCCAAUAUCUUACCAAGGUUCUUUUGCGGAAAUGGCGAGAUAUUGCACUGGAUUUGGAGAAGCCAGAACAUAGAAGAGCGUUGAAGGGGAUUUACGUGGCUAGUUCUUUGGAACGAAGUCGUGACAAGGGCGCUGAAACCGGGGAGGAUGUUCGUCGAUCUAAACGCCAUGACCCAGAAAAGUGGCGGCGACUUGGCUUCGAAACCGAAAGUCCAGUGAUGCAAUUUGAAUGUACAGGCUUCCUGGGACUCAUGGACUUGGCAGAUUAUGUCAAAAACAAUCAAGAUGAAUUCCAGAAAAUCAUACUGGAGCAAUCGACAAGGCCAGCAGAUCAACGUUGUCCAAUUGCUCGUGCUUCGUUGUCCGUCACCUGUAUUCUCUACGAUUACUUUGAGGUCGACAGAUCAGAAAUAGAAGAUAUCAAAACAUCCUUGCUGAUAGAUUCUCGCUUGAAUGUUGAAAGUCUAUUUCAGCCUCUACUGUUACACUGGACGCGAUUGCAUGUCGCUGGGCUGCAUGCGUUCUUCCGUCUGUGGAAAACCACGGGUGCCGAGAUUGAAGAUUAUGAUAAGAUCGUGGAGCUCGUUCGUGUGCUUCUUGAAUCGAUCGUCGGUAGGGCGCCUCGCACCAAGGAUGUGCAAGAUGUGGAGGAAGACAUAAUCAAUUUUGACUACAGGCGCCUUCGUGAGUUACAGAUGGAACUAAUGGAGCUUACGUACGAAGAUGCUUGGGGGCAACAUCUACGAACUAUGCGCGGAGAGCUAUACCACGAGGCCCUUCAAUUUGUGAAAGAGCAGCGCAUAAGAUCUCUGCUUCGAGGCGGUUGGUUUCCGAACGAAGACGAUUUGGACUUGGAACUGGCAUCGAAAAAGUCCUCCUGGAGGUAUAUUCAGCUAUCGCAUAAUCGGCGAUUUCUGCACUUUGGUGACUUCGACCAUCGGCAGGAAGUAAGUCCUCAAGUAGACGUUCUACCAAAUAAAAUUGACCUCUCCAUUGUGUCUUCCGUGGUAUCCAACGUCUCGAAGCUGUCUGAUGAAUACUUCCCAUCAGCGAUGAAGACUCCGCCGCAUAACAACCCUUCUAUGAAGAUAACAAUUCAUGGCCUGCCUGAUUAUACAGCAAGGACGAAGGGCAGCACACAAGACGCCAGCCAUUAUUCUCGACAACUCAGCAAGUCUUUGCCCGGGGAGUGCAUACUGCUAAACUUGCAUCCACAGUCCCCCAGCCUAGCAUCAGAGUGGCUCGAUGGUUUACUAAUGCUACUUAACCAGCAACCUAUCACGGCAGAAACAAGCAAAUUAAUAGAACUAAUUAGCGACUAUGGGCUCAAAAUCCGUCUAUUGAACGUUCGCUUCGAUGACCUAGCACUCGUCAGUGAGACACCGGGCGUCCCUUCGCGUGAAGGCCUCGACAAUGAUUUUUAUUACGAUGUCUUUGGGGGUCCUUGAUGGGUUCGUUUACUAUAUGCAUUGACCAUACAUAUAUUAAGAAGACAUAACAUGGUCUUCUCUCUAGUAAUCCAU